This is a messenger RNA of Polistes canadensis, 1536 nucleotides long. Its product is annotated as inositol monophosphatase 1-like. Gene Ontology annotation, molecular function: inositol monophosphate 1-phosphatase activity. The transcript is spliced from 4 exons. Bases 1056 to 1403 code for a protein of 115 amino acids. Gene Ontology annotation, biological process: phosphatidylinositol phosphate biosynthetic process; inositol metabolic process; signal transduction. Lineage: Eukaryota; Metazoa; Arthropoda; Insecta; Hymenoptera; Vespidae. The record is from RefSeq and is a predicted model, not a curated record.
AAAAUAAUGACUAAUAUACUUAUAAAUGUAAAUAAUCAAUGUUUUAUUAGGUUUGACAGAUUAAACGAAAAUCGAUUUAUGACGAAAUUAUUUUUAAAACGUCGAUCAUAUUUUCCAAACUUCACGAAGUUGAUUCGUCGACGAAUUACGUUGAUAUAGGUUUGUAAAAUAUUCAAUUGAAAUACUUAGAAAUAAUUAAUUCAUUUUAAAUGUGGAAAUCCAUUAACCGGCGCCAUCUUCAGAAUCGAAUAUCACUGUUUUCACACAAUAAGAUAAGAAAGAGUCAGCAGACUUCUCUUACGUCUAAUCGGACAGUCACUCUAUUUAAAGUAUCUUUCUCAACGAUUAUGGCUAAUGAUCAGGAUGACAUCGCGAGAUAUUUUGAAUUUGCGAAAAAUUUAACUUUAGAAGCUGGAAAGGUACGCCAAUGAAAAUACAAAAAGAAAAAAAAAAGAAAAAAUACAAAGAAAAUUCGAUAGAAAUAUUACACUGACGUUCGUUGUUUGUGUUCUUAGUUUAUUAAAAAUGUCGACAAAUUGGAAAAAAUUGUAAAAUCAAAAACAAUCGAGACAGAUUUAGUUACAAACUUUGAUCAUAAAAUCGAAGAAUUUUUGUUUAAAGCACUUAUCGAGGAAUUUCCUGAUCAUAAGUGAGUAAAACAACAUUAAUGAUAAUAAUAGUAAUAUAAUCAAGAGAGUAAUUUAAUGCGAAAGAAUGUUUUAUCAAAGACAUAUAAACGAUAACACAGAUUCAUCGGGGAAGAAAAAACCAGCCAGUCGAAGAAGCUUUCAGAAUUAACUGACGCACCAACAUGGAUAAUCGAUCCGAUCGAUGGAACAGUCAAUUUCGUACAUUCUUUCCCACAAUUCUGCAUUUCUGUAGGUUUAUCUAUUUGUAAGGAAAUAGUCUUAGGAAUCAUUUAUAAUCCAAUCAAUUGUGAACUGUAUACGGCAAAAAAGGGUCAAGGUGCGUUCCUAAAUGGGGAACCUAUUCAAGUUUCCAAUGUAACAGAAUUGAAAAAAACAUUGUUGGCUUUUGAAGUUGGAAGUAUCAGAAUGUACGAUCAAAAAGACAUAGCUGUGGGUAGAUUCUUGGCUUUAUUCGAUGCAUGCCAAGCUAUCAGAAAUAUAGGCUCAGCUGCUUUAUCGUUAGCUUAUGUGGCUAAAGGCGUAAUAGAUUGCUUUCAAAUGGAUGGUCUUCAACCUUGGGACGUAGCAGCAGGAAUGUUAAUAGUCACUGAAGCUGGUGGUACUUUAUUGGAUUCGAAAGGUGGACCUUUCAAUCUAAUGAAACCAAACACCGUUGCCGCGUGUAAAAGCCAAUUGGCUUGCGAAGUAACGAAACUGAUAGUUGACACGGACUUGAAGACACGAAGAAAAAGACUUCAACAUAUGAAGCAUUAAUUAAAGUUUACUUCAAAUAUAACUAUUGUAUCAUUUUUAAAUAAUAUAACUGUGUGUUAAUAAAAUACUUUUAUUUCUAAACGUGAUAAUAUUAAGUUUGACUAAUUUCAUUAAAUCUAUUGAAAGUAUAACA